Cornus florida is the source of this 3691-nucleotide messenger RNA. Its product is annotated as receptor-like protein kinase THESEUS 1. Gene Ontology annotation, biological process: protein autophosphorylation. Lineage: Eukaryota; Viridiplantae; Streptophyta; Magnoliopsida; Cornales; Cornaceae. The record is from RefSeq and is a predicted model, not a curated record. Gene Ontology annotation, cellular component: plasmodesma; plasma membrane. The transcript has a single exon. Bases 779 to 3319 code for a protein of 846 amino acids. Gene Ontology annotation, molecular function: ATP binding; transmembrane receptor protein tyrosine kinase activity.
UCUAAAAGCUCCUCAGUUGCAGAACCUUCAUGGUAUUUUCUGCUAUUACAGUAUAUAAAAGUCUUUACAAAGAUACUGAUUUUAGUAUGUGAUUUCAUAGUCUUUCUUUGUGGGUCCACCCUUUUCGUCCCUGUAAAUGACAGCCUAAUUAACAGCCUGGAAAGAGCUGUUGGAGUUGCACUAAAAAGCUCCGGUUUGUUGAUGGGUUCUUUAAUUUCAUGGUGGCAUUGAUGUAAUCUACUCUCCACUGGGUUUCUCUCUCUCUUUCAAUCCCAUUUCACCCUACAGCAUAUGUCAGGCUUGUUUUACUCUCUGCGUGAGGUAAGAGAACUAAAAAUUCUUUCAUCUUUUCUAUGUUUUUUAUGUCAUAAAGCUUCAAACUGCACUCUAUCUUUAAGCAAAAGCUCUUGUCAUUUGAAGGUUUUAUUCCUUUGAUGUUUUCGAUAUUUCUGUUCUUUUUGUGUAAAUAGAAGCCAUCUCUUGUGUUGAACAGUAUUUAGAUAGAUCUGGGGGUUCUCAAUGUAUAGCUUGGGGCAUGAGUUUUUGGGGAACUGGGUUUGCAACAUUUGAAAAUUUGAGGGCUUGUUUGUGGUAAAUUUGGGACCUGGCUGACUUGGGUUUUGCAAAUCUUGGAGUAUUGGAGACUAAAUAGGUUUCUUUUUUGGGGAUUGAUUACUUGAUUGGUUCAGUUUAUGGUGUCCUCUGUUUGGAAUUUGAGUUAGUGGGUUGUUGGGCAGUUUAUGUUCUCUAGGUAUUUGAGGAAUUGGGUAGCUAACAGAUGGUAAAGAUGAAACUAGUGAAGUGGGUACCUUUAAUUCUAGCUGUUGUUCUGCUUGGGUUUAUAGGUCAUGGAUCACAUGCCUCAUUCACUCCUGUUGAUAACUACUUGAUUGCUUGUGGAUCUUCUAAAAAUGUCACCUUCCUAGGUCAUACUUUUGUCCCUGAUUUAGUACAAUCUUCAAUCUCCUUGAAAAGUCAAGGAAAUUCCAUUGUUGCCACCUCCAAUUCUAGUGCCCCUUUUGCAGUGUACCAAUCUGCUCGGGUUUUUCCGGGUACAGCAUCAUACAAAUUUGGUAUCGAGCAAGAAGGUCGGCAUUGGGUCCGCCUCUACUUUUACCCUCUUCCAGACUCUGGCCACAACUUGACAUCUGCCUCAAUGACUGUAAUCACAGAAAAUUUUGUGCUCUUGAACAACUUCUCUUUCAAGAACUACAAUGGUUCUUAUAUGUUUAAGGAGUAUGCAAUCAAUGUGACUUCAGACUCCUUGACUGUUACCUUCAUUCCUUCGAACAAUUCAGUUGCGUUUAUUAACGCGAUUGAAGUUGUCUCCGUCCCUGAUGAGUUAAUACCUGACCAGGCUCUUGCUUUAUCCCCCUCCGGCCCUUUUAGUGGUCUUUCAGAAUUUGCCCUUGAAACUGUUUACCGGUUAAAUAUGGGUGGUCCAUUGCUCACUGCUGAAAAUGACACCCUUGGAAGAACUUGGGAGAAUGAUGAGAAGUACCUUCACGUGAAUAGCUCUGCUGUAAGUGUUUCGGUUAGCCCUGCAACUAUACAAUACCGAGCUGCUGCCACACCUCAAAUUGGACCAAAUUGGGUUUAUGCAACUGCUCAAACCAUGGGAAAUUCAAAUGUAGCCAACUCGAACUUCAAUAUAACUUGGGUCUUCCCUGUUGAUCCAAAUUUCACUUAUUUUGUCCGGUAUCAUUUCUGCGAUAUCAUGAGUGUGUCUAUGAACACUCUCGUGUUCAAUCUAUACAUAAAUUCUGAUCUUGCUUUUGGAAGCCUAGAUCUGUCAACCUUAACUGGUUACUUGGCUGCGCCUUACUACAAAGACUUUGUUUCCAACUCCUCGGCUGAUACAGAUACUUUGACCAUUAGUGUUGGUCCAGAUACAAGGGCUGACUUCAUAAAUGCACUUCUGAACGGCCUGGAGAUCAUGAAGAUUAACAAUGAAGCUAGAAGCUUGGAUGGGAUUUCACCUGUAGAGACUCUCCUUGUAUCGCAGCCAUCGAAAAAGAACAAGAUGGGUAUCAUAAUUGGCUCCGUUGUAGGAGCUUCUGCUGCAUUGGUGUUUAUCAGUUUGUGCUAUUGCUUCUUGGUAGCCCGCAGGUCAAAGACUCCUCAACAGGGGAGUACUUGGCUUCCCCUUCCCUUAUAUGGAAACUCCCAGACAAUGACAAAGAUGUCCACAACUUCUCAAAAGAGUGGGACAGCAAGUUGCAUCUCCUUAGCUUCAUCAAAUCUUGGCCGGCUCUUCAUGUUCCAAGAAAUAAUGGAUGCCACCAACAAAUUUGAUGAGAGCUUGCUUCUUGGAGUUGGUGGUUUUGGUAGGGUAUACAAGGGAACACUGGAAGAUGGGACCAAAGUAGCUGUCAAAAGAGGCAAUCCAAGAUCUGAACAAGGUCUGGCAGAAUUCCGAACAGAGAUUGAAAUGUUAUCCAAGCUCCGCCACCGACAUCUUGUCUCUCUCAUUGGCUACUGUGAUGAACGGUCAGAAAUGAUUCUGGUUUAUGAAUACAUGGCGAAUGGACCCCUCAGGAGCCAUCUUUAUGGAACAGAUCUUCCACCUCUCUCAUGGAAACAGCGGCUUGAGAUUUGCAUUGGGGCUGCUAGGGGGCUUCAUUAUCUCCACACAGGAGCAGCUCAAAGUAUAAUUCAUCGGGAUGUGAAGACUACAAACAUACUCUUGGAUGAGAACUUUGUGGCCAAAGUUGCUGAUUUUGGCCUCUCUAAAGCAGGUCCAGCAAUAGAUCAGACUCAUGUGAGUACUGCUGUUAAAGGUAGCUUUGGAUAUCUCGAUCCUGAAUACUUCAGAAGGCAACAGCUCACAGAGAAAUCAGACGUGUAUUCGUUUGGAGUUGUCUUAAUGGAAGUUCUCUGCACAAGACCAGCUUUAAACCCUGUUCUUCCUAGAGAGCAAGUCAAUAUUGCAGAAUGGGCUAUGAGUUGGCAAAAGAAGGGCAUGUUGGAUCAGAUCAUGGACUCUAAUCUGGCGGGAAAGGUGAAUCCAACUUCUCUGAAGAAGUUUGGGGAGACAGCAGAGAAGUGCCUGGCUGAACACGGGGUUGAUAGGCCUUCAAUGGGGGAUGUUUUGUGGAAUCUAGAAUAUGCUCUCCAGCUUGAGGAGACCUCAUCAGCUCUCACGGAACCUGAAGAUAACAGCACAAACCAUAUCCCUGGUAUUCCAUUGACUCCACUUGAGCCAUUUGACAACAGUUUAAGUAUGAUCGAUGGGGUGAACUCCGGCACAGAUGCUGAUGCAGAAGAUGCCGCAACAAGUGCUGUUUUCUCUCAACUUGUAAAUCCUCGUGGAAGAUGAGAAGAAUCAACUCCCACUUUGCGAUCUUGCCCACUGGAUGCUCCCACUAAACAUUUGAUUGUCUUGGCUUGAGGGAGUAGGUGAAGUUUAUUUCUUCUUCUUUCCCCCAACCCUCUCUAUUUGCCUCAUUUUUUUUUUUUUUUUGGUUUUUGGUGAUAAAAAGUAUUUUGGUAUAUGUUAUAGUUCAUUGGUAGGGGCUAAGAAGUCCAUCAAAACUUGUUCUUAAAUUACCACGAGGUUGUAUUUUUCUUUCAAUUCGAGUUGAUAUGGGUUUUGGCUACCGUUGUUAUCGUUCAAUUUACCAGAUAUGGAUAUGGAUUGCAAUUGUAUUGUAAAGGGUCAUUCAGAAAAUGAAAGGCAUAACUUUUAUCA